Molecule: messenger RNA, 1065 nt
Organism: Oikopleura dioica
Lineage: Eukaryota; Metazoa; Chordata; Appendicularia; Copelata; Oikopleuridae
Source: the annotation of a GenBank genome assembly
AUGGGGUGCGCGAUCAGCGCCGACGACAAAAAUGCAAAGGACCGCUCGAAGCAAAUCGACAAAAAGCUCAAAGACGACCAUGACAAGGCGGCGCGAGAAGUCAAAUUGCUCCUGCUCGGUGCAGGCGAGUCCGGCAAGUCCACCAUCGUCAAACAAAUGAAGAUUAUCCACGAAAAUGGAUACUCUGCCGAAGAUUGUCAGCAAUACAAAGCCGUCGUAUACAGCAACACACUGCAGUCAAUGAUCGCCAUUGUGAAAGCCAUGGGCAAUCUGAAAAUAAAUUUUGCCGAAGCAGAACGAGCGGAUGAUGCUAGACAAUUGUUUGCGCUGGCGUCUACGCUCGAGGAUGGCGAAAUGACACAGGAACUUGGCGAUUGCAUGUGGCGCUUGUGGCAGGAUAACGGCGUCCAACAGUGCUUCAGUCGAUCUCGCGAAUAUCAACUCAACGAUUCUGCUCAAUAUUUUUUGGGAAACCUCAAAAGACUUUCACAAAAAGACUACGUGCCGACGGAAGGGGAUGUGCUCCGCACCCGGGUUAAAACCACCGGUAUCGUGGAAAUGAACUUUACCUACAAAAAUUUAACCUUCAAGAUGUUCGACGUUGGAGGACAGCGCUCAGAGCGUAAAAAAUGGAUCCACUGCUUCGAGGGUGUCACAGCAAUUAUUUUCUGUGUCGCAUUAUCCGCGUAUGAUUUAGUGCUCGCUGAAGAUGAAGAAAUGAACCGAAUGCACGAGUCCAUGAAGCUCUUUGACUCGAUAUGCAACAACAAGUGGUUUACCGACACCUCGAUAAUUUUGUUCUUGAACAAAAAGGAUCUCUUCGAGAAGAAGAUCUCAAAGUCACCCCUUACGAUUUGCUUCCCUGACUACACAGGUCAGGAUACUUACGAGCAAGCUGCUGCCUACAUCCAAAUGCAAUUCGAAGACCUCAAUAAGCGCAAAGAAUCGAAAGAGAUCUAUACGCACUUUACCUGCGCCACAGACACGAAUAAUAUUCAGUUCGUGUUUGACGCUGUCACCGAUGUCAUCAUCAAGAACAACCUGAAAGAUUGCGGUCUAUUCUAA